UUACGUCUUUGUUAACUUAUUGCUGAUUUGUACUUGUUACGAAAAUAAAUAAGGAAAUGGAUUCUCGGGGAAACAUCCAUUGUCGCGCCUCGCUGCUGUUUCCCUACGCUUGACUGUCGAAGCUCGGUCGCGGCCUCUGCUUCUGUCGUUACUCGAUAUUCCAGUACACUGUACAGUAUUCUGUAGCGUGUAGUGUAACGUGUUCACUAAUCCUGUAAUCAUAGACCAUAAGGCGUUUUUUAUUUGUGCUUUCUGAACUGUGCAUCAGUGCGAUGGAGACCAAACUUACUUUCAAAGAGCUUGGACUGAGUGAAUGGAUUUUAAAUCAUUUGAAAAGUUUGGGAUUUAACAAGCCAACACCAGUGCAGAGAAAUUGCAUAACACCAAUAUUGUCAGGUGAAGGAUGUAUGGGUUGUUCAAAAACGGGGACAGGAAAAACUGCAGCAUUUGCCCUUCCAAUUCUACAAAAGUUAUCUGAAGAUCCAUAUGGAAUAUAUUGUCUUGUGCUUACGCCAACCAGAGAACUGGCUUACCAAAUAUCAGAACAGUUUGCAUUAUUAGGAAAACCAAUUAAUGUCAGAACAACAGUCGUUGUUGGAGGAAUGGAUUCUCUUGAACAAGCCGCAGAGUUGAAAAGGAAACCUCAUAUUGUGAUUGCAACACCGGGAAGGCUUGCUGACCAUAUUAGAAAUUCUGAAAAUGGAGUAAAUUUUAGGAAAAUAAAAUUUUUAGUUCUUGAUGAAGCUGAUCGGUUAUUGGAUAGACUAGAUGGAGAUUUUGGAGAUGAUUUAGAUGUUAUUUUCAAUAUUCUUCCAAAGAAAAGGCAGACAUUACUAUUCAGUGCUACAUUAACAGAUACCCUGAAAGAAGUUCAAGAUCUCAACGCAAAGAAACCAUUUGUUUGGAGUGAACCGAAAACUGUUUCAACUGUUGAUGAACUUGACCAGAGAUACGUACUUAUACCAGAGCAUGUCAAGGAUGGAUACCUUGUGUUUAUAUGUAACAGUAUUCUUGAAAGCUCUCCGAAUCAUUCUAUAAUGAUCUUCACAAAAACAUGCAAAAACUGCCAAAUAAUUGCAAUGUUAUUACGAAGUGCUGGAUUUGAUUGUACAUCUUUACAUUCCUUAAUGAGUCAAAGAAGUCGCCUCGAUUCUUUAUCAAAGUUUAAAUCCAGUGGGACACGUUUAUUAAUUGCUACUGAUGUUGCUGCGAGAGGUUUAGACAUUCCUUUGGUCCAGACUGUUAUAAACCAUAACAUACCAGGAGCACCAAAAACUUACAUUCAUAGGGUAGGUAGAACGGCUCGAGCAGGAAGAAGUGGAAUGUCAAUAUCUCUUGUCACCCAAUUUGAUAUUCAUAGAGUACAAGCUAUCGAAGAAGUUAUCAACACAAAAUUAAAAGAUUAUGAAGUUGCGGAAAAUGCUGUGCUGAAAAUUUUGACAAAAGUUAAUGUAAUGAGGCGCGAAAUUGAAAUUAAAUUAGAAGAAAAUGAUUUUGGAGAAAGAAGAAAGUUGAAUAAACGAAAAGCAAUAAUGAGAGAAGGAAGGGACCCAGACGAAGAGAAGAAACAAGAAAAACGUUUGAAGUUUGAAAGAAGAAAACGUGAAAGGAAGUUACGAAUGAAGCAAGGACCCAAUAAAAUGUCUUCUACAUAGGAUAUAUAUUGACUUUCAGAAAUAAAACUUGCGUUUGUUGAAUUCUCUGA
This is a messenger RNA of Styela clava, 1705 nucleotides long. NCBI's taxonomy places the organism in Eukaryota, Metazoa, Chordata, Ascidiacea, Stolidobranchia, Styelidae. The record is from RefSeq and is a predicted model, not a curated record.